Messenger RNA from Portunus trituberculatus (swimming crab), 3572 nucleotides. RefSeq lists its product as uncharacterized. The record is from RefSeq and is a predicted model, not a curated record. Gene Ontology annotation, biological process: regulation of transcription by RNA polymerase II. The transcript is spliced from 4 exons. Gene Ontology annotation, molecular function: RNA polymerase II cis-regulatory region sequence-specific DNA binding; DNA-binding transcription factor activity. NCBI's taxonomy places the organism in Eukaryota, Metazoa, Arthropoda, Malacostraca, Decapoda, Portunidae. Bases 159 to 2924 code for a protein of 921 amino acids.
CCCGCCAACCCUGUCAUGGAGCUAAAAGUGUGCGGCCAGCCCCACCAGCCCCACCAGGCCGACCACCAGGGGGACCACCACGGGGACCACCACGGGGGCCACCAGGCAGGCCACGGGGGGGGUCACCAGGGCACCAGGGCCACCACACACCCCUGGGCAUGGCACACCCCGGGGCGGUGAACGGACACCUGAGUGACAACACACACAAGAAUGAGUCUGUGUACGACUUUGACCCUGAGGCCGAGGAGGAGCUGGGGCGCGGCCUGGGGGACUCCUGCGACGCCUCCCCUGAGAAGGGCAGCGUCCUCAGCGAGACCUCUGACAGCACGGUAAAGAACGAGCCGGAGCUGGAGGGCCUCGAGGACUCAGAGAUGGCAGACGAGGAGGAGUCAGUGGGGGAGAGUUACGAGGGCAGCGACUACCCAGGGGAGCCCGAUCAGGGGGUGCCCGUGCCCUUCGAGUGCGUGCCGCGGAGGGGGCGGGGGCGGCCUAGAGGGAGCAAGAACAGGGUGGACGGGCGUGGGAGAGGCCGGGGUUACAAUGGCAGGCUGACAGAUGACCGCUCCGCCUCCUCCUAUGACCUGAGGAACAUCCCUGACCCCUUCAACAGCCAGCGCAGGGGGCGGCCCAGGUCACGGUUCAUUGUGGACCUGGGUGAGCAGAACCAUGAGGUGUGGACCAAGUCUAAGGAAGAGCUUAAUAUAUCUGACGCAGAGCUCACCACCCUCCUGCUCAGCCUGCUAGAGUCCCGGCGUGAUUGUGGCAGCUCGGCAGACACAGACACCAUGCUGGGACUCAUCUCGGCGGAAUACUCAAAGUGGAAGGACAAGUUUACGUCUCAAGUCUCCAUGCUGAGCCACUACGCCUCCAUCCACAACACUAACUGCUGUACUUGUCUCGGCAUUAAGAAGAAGAAGUACAUUCCGGCUGGCACAGGGAAGAGAGGAAGACCUAGAAAGUACCCACCACCUGUUGGAUACGGGCCGGGGAUGCAGCGGCCGGACACUAUCGACGAGGACGGGAACAUUUUUGAGCCGCAGAUAAUAUUGAAGGACAGUAUGGUGAAGAAUGAACCCAGUGGGGCGGAGGCGGGGAAGGCCAUGCCAAACGGGGAGGCCGGCGACCCCCAGAUGCCCGGCAUGGGGCCGCCGAACACUUCCGGGGCCGGGGGGAUGGGUCUGAUGCCCCGUCCCAUACUGACGAAGGAGGAGCUUGAGAAACGCAAGGAGUAUUACAACAACCACAAGAAUAAGAUCAAGUAUGUGUGUCAUUACUGCCAGGUCCACUUCUACCACAAGCCAAACUUUGACUUCCACAUUGCCAAGCUGGAAGAAAACGGGAAGUGCAAGAUCUUUGAGAAGGUGAACAACCUGUACCUGUGUGAGGCGUGCGGCGAGGGCUUCUCCUGGCGGGAAAAACUGGAGAAGCACCUGCGACUGGCGGAGCAGCACGGCACACACAAUCAGAAGGAACUGCUCAUGUUUGGCGACUUCCAGUGUAACAUGUGCGGCAAGACCUUCAACAAGCGCACCACUUACCUGCAGCACAUCAAGUGGCACGAGGACCGCGAGGACAUCCCCUGCGUCAUCUGCGGCACCAUGUUCAAGCAGACCGACCUGCGCCACCACCUCAUGGAAGUCCACAGCAACGACAGCCUGCCCUGCUCCUACUGCGGCAAGCUGUUCACCGGCCGUAAGUACCUGGAGAAGCACGAGCUGGUCCACCAGGGCGGCAACUUCCCCUGUCCGGAGUGUGGCAAGACCUUCAGCCAGAAGAGCAACAUGCAGCAGCACCUCAAGACCCACGCCCUGGACCGCGACCACGCCUGCGACCACUGCGGCCAGACCUUCAGCCAGCGGGCUGGCCUCUGCCACCACCUCAAGAAGCACUUUGGCCCGGCGGAGUUCACGGAGGAGUGCGAGGUGUGUGGCCAGUUCUUCUCCAACGAGUACAACCUGAAGGUGCACAAGCGCAAGGUGCACAACAUGGCUGUCGACGGGCUGCCUGAGGAUCCCCCAGAGUACCUGGCCUCCCCCAUCCCCCAGCACCUCCCCUCGGCAGACGACUUGCGGGAGAAGGCGUUCGGCGCGGCAAACAGUGCGGUGAAGAACAUGCUGGGGAUGUCCCUGGGCUCCUCCGUGGGGCUGGGGCUCACCAUGAAGCAGGAGGGGGGCGGGGAGGGACUGGAGGAGCCCGGCGGGGCACAGCUGCACAUGAGGGAGGCUGCGGGGCACAUGGAGAUGCGGCAGGAGGAGGAGCACCUCCGCCUGGCCCCCCACCACAUGGGAGUGGCGGAGGAGGCGCUGCACAUGCCCCAGGACCUCACCCGCAUGACGGCCACCCACCACAUCACCGACGACUCCGGCAGGAUAUCCGCCGCGCCGCAGUCCCCGCUGCUGCAGCCACACAUGGCAGGCGGCGGCGGCGGUGGUGGCGGGGACAUGCGCACCCCUGCCACAGACUCCCCCGGGCGCAUGACGGACACACCCCACAUGUCGGACAACCUGGGCAGGAUGGCGGCGGAGAACUUUGGGCGAAUGACGGGGACGCCGGGCGGGUACCUGGCGGAACACCUGCGGCGGAUGGCGGAGAACCAGAGCCGCAUGUCAGACACCAUGGCUCACUACGACGACCGCGACAACUACUCCAGGCUGGGCGACAACCUGCGAUCCAUGAGCCGGGGCAGCGCCGCGGACCCCAUGGGGCGCCUUGGGGACAACCUGGGGCGCAUGACGGACAACCUGAGCCACAUGGGGGUGAUCCGCCCCACACAGACCCCCUCCAGCACCCCACAGUGGCCCCCACACAUGCAGAACCACUCGGCACUGGACGGGAUGAACCAGACAGCACAGGCCAGCCAGCACACCCUCUACCCCCUCCCCUUCUGGCCCUACGACCCCUCCCUCCGGCAGUACCACCACUGAGCCACACCCCUGCACCCCCACACCCCCCACCCCGCACCCCCUCCUCCCCCCGGUUCAUGUACAAUGCCCAGAUAUUUGCGCCAUAUCCGAUGCAAGUGAUGUCUGUUUGGUUAUUGCCUCCUUCACUGACGCCAAACGUGUCUCCUCCGUUAUCGUGGAGAGAGAGAGAGAGAGAGAGAGAGAGAGUGUGUGUCUGGUCCUCCUCCUCCUCCUCCUCUCCUCCUCUUCCUCCUCCUCCUCUUGUGGAUAGUAUGGGCUGCUGAUAUGAAGGUUCCUAAUAUUAGACUAAAUGAUGUUGCUCUAGUACAAUGGUGACCCCCUGACCUGCCCCCUCCCCCCCUGAACCCCCCUUGCUUAUCUCCCCUCUCCCUCUCUCUCUCUCUCUCUCUCUCUCUCUCUCUCUCUGCUUUUUAGAUGUAGGUUAGCAAAUGCAGUGUGUAUAUAUACAUUAUAAGCCUGUUCAAUGGUUUUAUUCUCUCUCUCUCUCUCUCUCUCUCUCUCUCUCUCUCUCUCUCUCUCUCUCUCUCUCUCUCUCUCUCUCUCCCCGUGUGCGCUGUGAAGUUUUUUGUACGAAUUUGUGAUUUUUAUUUUCUUGAAUAGAUUUAUAUACACACACACACACACACACACACACACACACACACACAC